Messenger RNA from Euleptes europaea (tarantolino), 1500 nucleotides. RefSeq names its product vanin 1 (gene VNN1). NCBI's taxonomy places the organism in Eukaryota, Metazoa, Chordata, Lepidosauria, Squamata, Sphaerodactylidae. Gene Ontology annotation, molecular function: hydrolase activity, acting on carbon-nitrogen (but not peptide) bonds, in linear amides. The transcript has 7 exons. Bases 1 to 1500 code for a protein of 499 amino acids. The record is from RefSeq and is a predicted model, not a curated record.
AUGGCUCGUUUCCAGCUUUCUAUUUGUAUCAUAUUUCUGACUGGAGUUGUCCCCAAGGCUUCUGCCUUGGAAAAGUAUGUUGCUGCAGUCUAUGAGCAUGCAGUUAUACUAACAGGAGCAACUCCAAAACUUGUCACGCGAGAGGAGGCUGUGCAGCAGAUGAACAAAAAUCUGGAUGUUUUAGAAGAAGCCACCAAAACAGCUGCUGCACUGGGCUCCCACAUUAUUGUGUUGCCUGAGGAUGGCAUUUAUGGCUGGGUCUUCAAGAGAGAAACUCUAUAUCCUUAUCUUGAGGAUAUACCAGAUCCUCAAGUAAACUGGAUUCCAUGUAUUGACCCCAAAAGAUUUGGAUCAACUGAAGUGCAAGAAAGACUCAGCUGCAUGGCAAGAAACUACUCCAUCUAUGUGGUUGCUAACAUGGGGGACAAGAAGUCAUGUGAUUCUACUGAUCCAAAGUGUCCCAAGGAUGGUCACUAUCAAUACAACACAGAUGUGGUCUAUGAUACGAAAGGCAAAUUUUUGGCACGGUACCACAAGUACAAUCUUUUUGAGCCGGAAACACCCUACUUUGAUUUUGCCAAGGAGCCACAGUUUGUCAGCUUCAACACCUCCUUUGGGAGAUUCGGAGUGAUCACUUGUGCUGACAUACUUAAUUUCCGCGAACCGGCCAUAUCACUUGUUGAAGUCUUCAAGGUGGACACAAUCCUCUUUCCAACUGCUUGGUCGAAUGGUCUUCCACUGUUGUCUGCUGUUCAGUUCCACUCAGCUUGGGCGAUGGGAAUGCGUGUCAAUCUUUUAUCAGCGAAUAUACACAAACCUUCCUUGGAUUUUACUGGAAGUGGUAUCUUUACACCUAAUGGCGCCAAGACAUAUCACUUCGAUAUGGAAACUCAAGAAGGCCGUCUCCUCAUUGCAGAAAUUGAUGCACACCCCUGCCAGUCCCCCACGUAUCCUACCCCAGUCAACUGGAGCUUGUAUGCUUCAGAGCCCGAGCACUUCUUUCCACAGGCUGAAGUAUUCACUGGGACCAUUUAUUUUGAUAAUUUCACCUUCACUGAACUUUCUCAAGAAGCAGGAAAUCAUACCGUUUGCCAGAAAGGCCUCUGCUGCCACUUGAGCUACAAGAUGACAGAAAAGUGCAAUGACGAAGUUUAUGCAUUUGGGGUUUUUGAUGGACUUCAUGUGGUUGAAGGAGAAUAUUAUUUACAGAUAUGUACACUAGUGAAGUGUAAUACCACAGACUUGAAAUCAUGUGGGCAGGGAGUAGAUACUGCUCGUACCAAGUUUGACUAUUUUUCUCUCAGUGGUACAUUUAAUACUAGUUACGUGUUUCCAGAAGUCUUGCUGACAGGAACGCAGCUGGCUCCAGGAGAAUUUGAGGUACUGACUGAUGGACGUCUGAUAAGCAAUCAUGGCCUGUCAAAGCCGGUCUUAUCUGUGGCUCUUUUUGGGAGAUGGUUUGAAAAGGACUCUCCACAUCCACAGGCAGCCUCCCCAUGA